Messenger RNA from Parasteatoda tepidariorum (common house spider), 3136 nucleotides. RefSeq lists its product as uncharacterized. Lineage: Eukaryota; Metazoa; Arthropoda; Arachnida; Araneae; Theridiidae. The record is from RefSeq and is a predicted model, not a curated record. Gene Ontology annotation, molecular function: protein binding.
CUACAAUUCUUGUGAAAUUUAAAACGCAACUUUCAACUGUAUACAAAUAAAAAGAGAAACUUCACUAUAAUUGCUGUAUUAUUCUACUUAAAAUUACAUUUUUCGUUCUUGAAAUCGGAGCAACAGCUGAGAAUCUUCUCUUAUUGUAUUUGAUGGUAUCAGUUACAGUUUACUAGCAGCAAUCAGCUUAACAAAAAGUGAAUUGCACCAGAGCAAGCCUCUUGCUUAUUUCAGUUUGUUCUUAUCAUAUAUUAACUCUACAAACCGCUGUGUUUAUGAUCAAUUAUAUGAUUAUUUUUCUGUUUUGUUUAUUUAAAGUAAUCUUUGUCAAAUAACAGCAUUUCUUAUUUAAAAACUUUUGAUACCAUUGUUUGAAAUACAAUGAUUUUACAUUAUAAUUUAACAGUCUGUAACCAUAGUGUGGGUUGUGCUGAAAUGAUCAGCAUUUGACAGUUCAUGGUUUAAUGUCUAUUACUAUUAUACAUCUUGUUAAUUUCUAUUUCUAAAUUUAUUGAUCAAUACUGAAAAUGUCUUGCAGUCACAGUCUUGUUAAUCUACCUGAUUUAGUAUUGCAUCACAUAUGCACUUUUUUAAGUUGCCCAUUUGAUUUGUUGCACUUUGGAAGCACAUGCUCUCGCAUACGUAAAAUUACUUUGUCAGAGAGUCUUUGGUGGCCUCUUGCAUUUCAGUGGUUUGAUGGUUUGUGGAUCAUGUUACAUAAAGCUUCUAGAAGAUACAAUUCUAGAGACUGGUUUUUAGAAACAAUUAAAUAUUAUUCAACUCGUUCUUCCAGAACUAAACAAGAAUGCUUAUUUUUAGAUGGAGAGAAAUGGGAAAGAGUUGAUACUAAAAAAGCACGUUUUCUUAUUAAUCUCCUCGAUUUAGUUUAUUCUCAAGAUUUCGAUAGUCCUUUUGUUCUUUAUGAAAGAUAUCUCUAUGAUAUUGGAAUGUAUACAAGAAUGAAUCCUUGCCUUAACUUUGCCGAUGAUAAUCUUGAAAUAUCGCGAAACACUAUCCUUGAACUAGCAGAUCUCAGUCAAGCUGCUGAUCGAGAUCUUCGUCGCCGAAAGCAACCAUUUAAAGACUAUAAAUAUUAUAUAAAGCGUUUUGGUACCUCAGCAAAUUGGAAAACAGAUCUUUUUCCUUCAAAUAUUAAUGGCUCAAUCUGCCCCUUACUAUUGUGUCCAUUAAGAUGCACUUCAAUUUCAGAUGCUUCUAAAGUUGAAGCAUUACGCUUAUGUCUUUCAAUUAUUUUGGGAAAACAUUUGAGAUCAUGUUAUACAGUUUCAAGUAUGCCUUUAAAAGAUCUGCCCGAUGCUUUUCAUUUAUUCACAUCGGUAUUUUUAUCACAUCUUCUCAGCUCUUCAGCACCUGUUGCACUAGAUAGCGAAGGGAAGGUGUGUUUGAAAAAAUGUUCUGCAUUGUUGUGUAAAGAUUUAGCUCGCUUUGAAGAAUUGCAAUAUAUGUUUCAUGCCUUUGGUUUUAAUAUUAGAUAUGAAAAUGUUUUGACUGAUAUUGGUGAUUUUUUCACCAGACUGGAGAGUCUAAAUCAUGCAGUCGAUCAAAUUCGUUUGAAAUUAAGAAAAGAAAUGAUGUUGGAAAUUGAAAAAGUGCUUUUUCCAAAUAAUGAAAGAAAUGAUGUAACUCGAGUCAACUUGACUGACAGUGAUUUCAUUGGUGGUGAUAACUGUCAGCAAGAAAUGUCAGCCGCUGCAUUUAUUUCAAACAAAGGGGCUUUUGUUACCUGGCAUUUGAUUGGAAGAAUGAGGUUUUAACUUUAUAACAUGUAUUUACAAGUCCUUAUAUUUUCAGUAAUUUUGCUAUCUAUUGAUAUAUUUAUUUUAAACAAAAGUUAGUUACUUAACAAAUAAUCAUAAAAGAAGAUAUAUUUAUUUAGAAGUAUGUAUUUUUUUGGUUCUUUACUUUACCCUUUUGUUGAAUGCUACUGAAAUCAAGGAAAUAUUUGAAUUAUUUUAUGUGUGGUCAUUUUUAGUUUCAUUACUUUUAUAAAUUCUUAAAAUUCAGAAACCUAAAUCAUAGUUAAAACUAUCAGCAAAAAUUAAUAUCACUUAUUUGCAUGUGCCAUUUAUUUCUUACUUUUUAUAAUCCAUAAUGGAACCAUAUUUUUACAAUCAGUAAUUUGUUACUGUGAUCUAAAUUGCAUUGCAUUUAUCCAAAAUGAUAUUAAAGCAAAUAAAUAAAUGUAAGUAAAACACAAAUGAAGUACAGAAAUGAACCUACUAGCGUUUCGAUUCUCUAAACAAGAUGAUGUCGACAAGUAAACUUACCCCAAAAGGUCUGUUUAUACCAGAAUAUCCUAGGGAAUCCUUUAUGUUACGAAGAUAUCUACAUAGUACAAAGGAUUCCCUAGUCUUCUUUUGCAUAUUCUAAUAAAAACGGCCUUUUUUGACACUGAGAAAGGUUCUUGUUUAGAAAACCAAAACUUUGUACUAUGUUCAUUUAUGCUUUAUGCAUGUUUUUUUGUUUUUAUCUACUUGACAUUUAAACAUAAUUAAAGAUAUAGAACAGCUAAUUAUCAAACCAAUGCAUACAAAAUUUGUUUAAAAAUUAUUAUAAUUGCACAUUUAUAGCUUAAAAUAAUAUUCUGUUUAUGCUUUGUUUUUAUUUUAUUUGAUGUGUUCCUCACUAUUAAUUAGAGGAUUUUAUUUAUAAGUGUAAUAACUUUUUUAAAAAUUUGAAUUAUUAUCUCUGAAUUAAAAGCUUACUGUUGACAUUCUGAGGACAAUUUUAAAAUUUGUAAUCUGCUCCAUAGAUUCAUAUUUCUCAUGUAGCUCCAGUAGGCUUAUGGCUCUUAAUAGGCUUAUCGUUCUUUUUGAUUUAAAGUAUUUCUUAAAAAAUUUUGCUUUUGCUAUCUGUGAGAAAAAUAAUAGAUGAACUUAUAUUAGGUUUUAAAUGUUUUUAUUGUUAUUUAUUUUGAUCGAACUAUUAUAAUGCAGGUGCUGUUUUGUGUUAUAUGUUAGAAAAAUCAUUGGUGUGUAUAAAAUUGUCUUAGGAAAUCUAUAUUAAAUGUAUUUAUCUUUUUAAAUCUUUAUAUCAUGUUGCGUUAUUUAAAUUUUUAAUAUAAAUGUUAUUUAUUAUUGUUAUGUUCAAUGCUUAUUUUUUUUCUCUCCAACAA